UUUACUUUGAUAUGUUGUUGUUAUUGUUGUGACAUUUCGAAGGGACUUGGAGGUACUUUAAAAAAAGAAACGUAUACAAAAUUUAUUAUCUCUUUUUUUUUUAACCUAAUUAGAAAUCUCGUGUAAUAUUUAAAAAUGAUUUUGUGACGUAUAUGUAUAUCCAAAAGCGAUAAGAGAAAGUGCAUACAUUUGUAUAUAGCCUUCGCAGUAAAUACUUUGAAAAAUAAUAAUGAUAUGACGUAGAAAAAGGAAAAAUAGAGUAGGAGUGUGUGAAACAUAGACUUUCAAAUUAAUUAUAAUGUUUAACUCGUCUCUCGUUCAUUUUGUUCGAGACCAUUAAUUAAGAAGGUUAUGUAUUAAAAUUCCGAUUUUUUUUUUUUUAAAUCUCACGUGUUUGUGUUUUUUUAUUUGGUGAAAUUCGUCGAAUGAUUUUUGUAUAUUAUAUUAGCUGAAAAAAAAUUAUAAUUUUUAACGAAAAAUAAGUGAAUUAUGGACAUCGUCUCUGUAGAACCUCAUAUUGAUAUAACGAUCGAUGAAAAUGAGGUUAUAAAGGGAGCAAAAGAAAUUAUCAAAACUAUCAGACCUACCUGGCCUAUUGAUCAAUUAUUAUUCAAGGAAUUUAAAGAUGGAAUAACAAAUAAAUUAGUGGGACUAUGGUAUCCAGAGCAUUACAGCGAAAUGAUAUUAAUUCGAAUUUACGGACACAAAACCGAUUUGUUCAUCGAUCGAAAAGCUGAGACUAGAAAUAUUCGGAUUCUGAAUAAAGCUGGUUAUACACAUUCAAUUUAUGCAACAUUCAAUAACGGCCUUGCUUAUGAAUUUAUUGAAGGUGAAACACUCACCAUUAAAACUGUUAGAGAUCCCAUUGUUUAUCAACUAAUUGCUAGAAGAAUGGCUCAAAUGCAUAGGCUAAAGCCAAUUCAUUCCGAAAUGAGUCAAAAGCCAUUUAUUUGGCCAAAAACUGAGGCAUUUUUGAGCUUUGUACCAAAAGCAUUUGCAAAUUGCGAGAAACAAUUAAAAUUUGAAGAGACAAUCAAACCCUUUGCAGUAUUAAAAGAUGAAUAUAAUUUUUUGUAUGAAAAAUUUUCACAUAGUGGAAGUCCUGUUGUUUAUGCCCACAAUGAUCUUUUAUUAGGAAAUAUUCUCUAUGAUGAGAAAAAAAAUUCAGUCACAUUUAUUGACUUUGAAUACACCGCUUAUAAUUAUCAAGCUUUUGAUAUUGCUAAUCAUUUUGCUGAAUUUGCUGGAACCGAUCAUCCUGAUUAUUCUCUUUAUCCUGACAAAAAUUUACAAAAGGCUUGGCUUAAAAUUUAUCUUGAAGCUUAUAAUGAAACGAAUAUUAUAACUGAAGAAGAGGUCGAGGAACUUUAUGGUGAAGUCAAAAAGUUUGUUCUUCUUUCGCAUUUUUUUUGGGGAUGCUGGGCACUUAUACAGAGUGAACAUUCUCACAUUGACUUCGAUUUUUUAGAAUACGCUGCAAUGAGAUUUAACGAGUACUUUAAAAGGAAAAGCAAACUUGGUUUUUAAAUAUGAGAAAAAUCAAGAAAUUUUCUGUGAUAUUUCUUAAAUAUAAUAUAAGGACAUUCCCACUUAAAUGUUGUGAAGUGAGACAAGACUUAAAUCUAUAUUUGCAAAACGAAAAAUAAAAAAAAAAAAAAAAAAAACAAGGGCUGUGAGAAAAUUUAUCGAUUUUUCUUUUUAAUUAAUAAAUUAGUGAAUAAAAAGUUGUAUUUUUCAUUUUGAGAUGAAAUUUUCAAUUUUUUUUUUAAUAAUAUUAUUAUGUAAUAUUCAAUUUUUUUUUGUCAACAAGAAGAGAAAUUGGAAAUAAUUAUUUUGAAAUUGAAAUUAAUGAAUUAUAAUAAUUAUUAUCUGUUUAAAACUAAAAAUAAUUAUAAUGAUUAUAAUCAAUAAUUUGAAAUUGAAAAUAAUUAAACUUUUUUUUUUGUAAAAAGAAAUUGCAUAACGGAUUUGUUUCGCAGCCCUUGAAUCAUUUUUAUACUCAAAAAAAUUGCAUUUAUCUAAAGUCAUUUUCAAUUAGUUGCAGUUUACAAGAAAAAAAAAUCUAUUUCUAUUUAUCAGCUCAAUCCAUUUUAAAAUUAAAACCAAAUAUAUAUAUAUAUAUGUACAUAUAUUCUGCUAAAAAUUACAUACUUUGCAAAGUUUUUAGCUUUUAUUUUAUUUUUCUAGAAAUUGUGCGCAUUUUCUGAUUAUAACAGUUGAAAGGAAAAAACCCCCCCCCCCAAAAAAAAAAAAAAAAAAAAAAUAGUGACCUAAUUCUAAAGAUUGUAACAAUUGUUAUUUAUUUUGUAUUAUAAGCAAUGUUACUUAAUCAAUUUAUUAACAAUGAUCGUUAUUGUUUCCAUUGUGAUUUUAAUGUUAUUAUAAUUAAUAUAUUUUUAAAUUAGAAAAAAUUAAAAAAAGUUUU
Molecule: messenger RNA, 2425 nt
Organism: Leptopilina boulardi
Lineage: Eukaryota; Metazoa; Arthropoda; Insecta; Hymenoptera; Figitidae
Gene: eas
Product: ethanolamine kinase
Exons: 7
Coding region: 490-1527 (345 amino acids)
Biological process (GO): phosphatidylethanolamine biosynthetic process
Cellular component (GO): cytoplasm
Molecular function (GO): ethanolamine kinase activity
Source: RefSeq, a predicted model, not a curated record